AUGUUCUCACUAGUAACCACGCUCUCGCUUGCUCUUGCACUCUCUGACUAUGCCAGGAGCGCAAGCGUGCCGAGUUCUCGGCAGUACGACCAGCUUGCUGGAGAAAGCAUCGGAGAUGAUCCAGUGGUGAGGACACCGGGGAAACUGCGCGUCACGGAAAAUUCGGGGGUCUGUGAGACUACACCUGGUGUUUACCAGGCUUCUGGGUAUGGAGAUAUUGCUCAGGACAAGAGUAUUUGGUUCUGGUUCUUUGAGUCUCGUAACAAUGCCGAGACGGAUCCGCUCGUUGUGUGGUUCAAUGGUGGUCCCGGUAGCUCUAGUAUGAUCGGUCUCUUCCAGGAGCUCGGUCCCUGUCGGAUGAACAACGACAGCAUGGGCGUCUCUCCAAACCCCAUGUCCUGGAACAAUAACGCGAACGUUCUUUUCAUCGACCAGCCGAUUGGAGUCGGCUACAGUUUCGGUAACACGACGGUGGGCACUUCACAGCAGGCGGCUAAGGACGUGUGGACGUUCCUCCAAGUAUGGUUCAAAGACAAACGUUUCGCUGCGUAUGAGAAUAAUGAUUUCGGUAUUUGGACUGAAUCGUAUGGCGGACACUAUGGGCCUAUAUUCGCGGAAUACUUCCUCGAACAAGAUGCAAAAAUCUUUGCGGGUGAAAUAAUUGCGACACCUCUGAACCUCCAGGUCCUCGGCAUCGGUGAUGGAAUAGUUGAUCCCUUGACGCAAUACCCGGGAUACAUGGCCUAUUCCGCAAGCAACCCAUACCACCCCUUAGUCGACUCCGCGACCCUAUUCGAAGCCAACACAUCCUACUACGCCCCCGGCGGCUGCGAAUCUCAGAUCAUCGCCUGCAACGAUCGCACCACCGGAACCGACGACGUCUGUUCUUCGGCCUUCAGCUACUGUACCGAACGCGUCCUGGCGCCACUGGCCGGUCCUUACGACUACUACUAUGUGCCUUCGCAGAACCCGGAUCCAUACCCUGCGGAUUUGAGCGUAUAUCUUACGGAUGAGGGAUUGAUGGAGGCGAUUGGCGCGAAUACGGGGGAUGAGAUGAGGAGUUCGAGGGUGUCAUUGGAGAGGGUCAUUAAUAAAGGGAUCCGGACAGUACUAUAUGACGGCGAUGCGGAUUACAUCCUCAACUACAAAGGCGUCGAAGCCAUGAUCGACAGUCUCGAGACUCGCUUUUCCGACCUCUACCGAAUGCAGGACUUCACAGACUUUACUGUCAACGGUCAGCCUGCGGGUCUAUACAAGACUGCAGGCACUUUCUCGUAUGUUAGGUUCUAUGGAGCGGGACAUGAGGUCCCUGCGUAUGAGUGGACGGAUGUCGAAAAAGGAGCGGUGUGUACUUCUAUCCUCUUGAUAUUCAGAACACGUUCUGAACUACUGCUUUCGUUGGAAUGGGUGUAUGAAAAGGCUGCACUUCAGAUGUUUGAACAGGUCAUGUCGGGUCAGGGGCUGUUCAGUACAUGA
Molecule: messenger RNA, 1476 nt
Organism: Stereum hirsutum FP-91666 SS1
Lineage: Eukaryota; Fungi; Basidiomycota; Agaricomycetes; Russulales; Stereaceae
Product: alpha/beta-hydrolase
Exons: 12
Coding region: 1-1476 (491 amino acids)
Biological process (GO): proteolysis
Cellular component (GO): fungal-type vacuole
Molecular function (GO): serine-type carboxypeptidase activity
Source: RefSeq, a predicted model, not a curated record